Rhagoletis pomonella (apple maggot) is the source of this 327-nucleotide messenger RNA. RefSeq lists its product as uncharacterized. The record is from RefSeq and is a predicted model, not a curated record. Gene Ontology annotation, biological process: positive regulation of DNA-templated transcription. The transcript has 3 exons. Lineage: Eukaryota; Metazoa; Arthropoda; Insecta; Diptera; Tephritidae. Bases 1 to 327 code for a protein of 108 amino acids. Gene Ontology annotation, cellular component: nuclear body.
AUGGGAUGGAGUGAGGGGGCGGAAUUAGCCAUACUCGAGCUAUGGGCAGACCGAGUGGGGGAGCUCCGUGGGCUGCGGAAGAAUGCGCACGUCUACGCGGAGAUGGCAGCGAAUCUCGCAGAGCUUGGGUACACCCACAAUGCCAGGGAUGUGCAAGUUAAAUUGCAAAAUUUUUCGCAGCGCUACAGAAAGGAAACGGCAGAAAUGGGUCCUUCCGGUGGGUCGCCUUCUACAUGGGUGCACUAUGAGAGGAUGCACCAAAUAAUUGGAGGGUUCAAGUCAAAUCUGCACACGGAGCUCACGCUUGAAAGCAUUGAUGCUAUAUAG